AUGAACGACUUGGUUCAGAAUGACCUGCAUGUUGUGAAGCAAAAGAUUGGUGAUCACUUAAACAACUCGCACGAGCCUUUGAGUGACACGGCGAGAUACUACUUUGAUCAGAAAGGUAAAAGCAUAAGACCGAUAGUUAUGCUACUUAUGGCGAAAGCAUUAAGCAAGAAGCUACCCAAAUCUGAUCCCCAUCAUGGUCUGAUUAAUGAUCAACAGUACACACUUGCCAUGAUCGCAGAGAUGAUACACACAUCUAGUUUAGUACAUGACGAUGUGAUCGACGAGGCCGAUACACGUCGUAAAACCCCCUCCGCGAACAAGAAAUUCGGCGAUCCACUGGCUAUCUACGCAGGCGACUUCAUACUUGCAAAGGCCUCGAUGGCACUUGCCGGUCUGAACAAUCUAGAUCUGAUCACUACGAUUGCAACUAUCAUCGAUGAUUUGGUGGACGGUGAAUUGAAACAGCUGAGUAACGAGGCGAAAGCAAGUCACAAGGUCCGAUUCGACCACUACCUGACGAAGACAUAUUUGAAAACGGCGAGUUUAUUUGCUAACGGGUGCUUGUCUGUUGCAACUGCUUCAAAGAUGGAUGAACAGACCUGUGAAUCGAGUCGCAGCUUUGGCCACGACCUUGGCAUGGCUUUUCAGGUGAUAGAUGAUGUUCUAGACUUAGUCAGCACAAGUGAAGAGCUGGGCAAGCCGAGUUCAGCGGAUCUUAGCUUAGGGUUGGCCACCGCGCCGAUACUUUAUGCAGCGGAGGAAUUCCCAGAGCUGAAUCCCCUGAUUAAAAGGCGAUUCAAGGGACCUGGAGACGUACCUGAGGCGUUACAUUAUUUGAAUAAGAGCUCCGGCCUGGCACGGAGUCGAGAGCUAGCCGCCGAGUAUGGACAGUCAGCGGUUCGCACUAUACAGCAGCUACCCGAGAGUUUAGAGCGUCAGGCGCUAGUUGAUCUAUGUGCAUUAGUGCUUAGCAGGAGCAGUUAA
Molecule: messenger RNA, 984 nt
Organism: Sphaeroforma arctica JP610
Lineage: Eukaryota; Ichthyosporea; Ichthyophonida
Exons: 4
Coding region: 1-984 (327 amino acids)
Biological process (GO): ubiquinone biosynthetic process; isoprenoid biosynthetic process
Cellular component (GO): transferase complex
Molecular function (GO): prenyltransferase activity
Source: RefSeq, a predicted model, not a curated record